This is a messenger RNA of Fusarium fujikuroi IMI 58289, 1500 nucleotides long. Its product is annotated as probable multidrug resistance protein. The coding region runs from base 1 to 1500 and encodes 499 amino acids. The transcript is spliced from 7 exons. NCBI's taxonomy places the organism in Eukaryota, Fungi, Ascomycota, Sordariomycetes, Hypocreales, Nectriaceae. The record is from RefSeq and is a predicted model, not a curated record. Gene Ontology annotation, biological process: transmembrane transport. Gene Ontology annotation, molecular function: transmembrane transporter activity.
AUGGCUGCCCCUCCUGAGCCUUCCUUCAACGAGUCGUCUGCCAACAUAGCAGAUGAAAAAGUCGACUUUCCUAGUGAUUUGGAGCCCGGCGAGAUACUCCGUCCUGGUUACCAAGCCGACAACACCUCAUCCGACACUAUCGCCGAUGGGGCAACCCGUACAGUCAAUCAUAACGUGGAAUCGCAGCACGGCCACUACGAGACGAGAUCAGUAACAACCAGACAAGGCGAAGCUAAAACCUGCAAGAUAGUAUGCUUCAGCACCAACGAUCCUACCAAUCCCAAGAACUGGUCCAAGGCGCGAAAGUGGACCGUCACUCUCACUUUGAGCUGGGUAUGCUUCGCGGUAGCGUUUGCCUCGGCAGUUAUAACUCCAGGCAUCGCUGGCGUUGUUGAGCGCUUCGAUACGUCGAGCGAAGUUGCUUUACUGACAAUCACUCUCUUUGUGUACGGUUUUGGCAUUGGGCCUCUUGUCUUUAGUCCCUUGUCAGAACUUUGCGGGAGACGCAUCAUUUAUGUACUGACCUUUGGUGUUGCGGUUAUUUUCAUAGUUCCGUGUGCCGUGGCUCAGAAUAUCGAGACGUUGCUGGUGUGCCGGGCCAUUGAUGGCAUUGCUAUGAGCGUGCCCGUUGCAACUAUUGGCGGUAGUCUUGCAGACAUGUGGCGACCUGAAGAACGCGGAAUUCCGAUGACAGCGUUCAGUGCUGCCCCUUUCCUGGGACCGAUCAUGGGCCCGAUGAUUGGCGGCUUUGUGUACGAGAACAAAGGAUGGCGCUGGCUGUACUGGCUACAACUCAUUCUCUGCGGUUUCCUGUUUGUGUGUCUCGUCGUCCUUGUCCCCGAAACAUAUGCCCCUGUCAUACUCGAAAAGACAGCCAAGAAGCUGCGGAAGCAGACUGGAGACGAUAGUUAUGUUGCGGAACACGAACUUGCUCAGCACACGUUUGGGGAAAUUGCGCAGAUUUAUCUCGCCCGGCCUCUUAGGUUGUUAGUGAUCGAGCCGAUUGUCACGUUGUUCGCCAUCUAUGCAGCUAUACUGUAUGGCCUUCUCUACAUGUUCUUCGUGGCGUAUCCGAUCGUCUUUGAAGAGGGCAAAGGCUACUCGCCUGGAAUUGCGGGGCUCAUGUUUAUUCCCAUAUCAGGAGGCAUCGUCGUCGGCCUCGUCGGGGCACCGUUUGUAAACGCUCAUUACAACAAACUUCGGUCGCAGCACACCGGUCAUCCACCGCCUGAGCUCCGCUUGAUUCCGAUGAUCUGGGGUUGCUGGCUAAUCCCAAUCGGUGUCUUUAUCUUUGCCUGGACUUCGUACGAUAACCUAACGUGGGUCGGGCCAUGCCUCGCCGGUCUUCCAAUCGGCAUCGGAUUCGUCUUUCUCUACAAUUCAUUCAACAACUAUAUCGUAGAUGCAUAUCAGCACACGGCCGCCUCGGCGCUCGCGGCCAAGACACUUGUUCGCUCAAUUUGGGGUGGAUCGACUGUUCUUUUCACUACGCAGAUGUAA